Messenger RNA from Fomitiporia mediterranea MF3/22, 3555 nucleotides. RefSeq lists its product as uncharacterized. The transcript has 12 exons. Lineage: Eukaryota; Fungi; Basidiomycota; Agaricomycetes; Hymenochaetales; Hymenochaetaceae. The coding region runs from base 1 to 3381 and encodes 1126 amino acids. Gene Ontology annotation, molecular function: diacylglycerol-dependent serine/threonine kinase activity; ATP binding. The record is from RefSeq and is a predicted model, not a curated record. Gene Ontology annotation, biological process: fungal-type cell wall biogenesis; protein phosphorylation; signal transduction.
AUGGUUCGUUCGCAGGAGCUCGACUCCAAGAUUCAGGAGGUCUGUAAGCGCAUUCAGACAGAGCGCAAGAUCCUCGAAGCCUCCCGGCUCCUGAGUCUGGCAACACCCAACCAGGAUGUCCUCCGGCGCAAUGAGGCGAAGAUAAAGGAGACAGAGCGCUCGCUCUCCUACUUCGAAUCCACUCUCAAGGAGCUGCAGGCUCGCAAGCUGCAGCUGACGAACCGCGAUGAUCCCGCACGAUCCGGUCCAGGUGGUCUGCCAACUUCGCCGCGACUGGGUCAGUUUCCACCGCGCGACCGUUCACUUCCGCCGACUCCUCAGCCGUACCCGGAAGGUGUGCCUCCUGGCGGCCCGGCCCCACCUUACGCUGUCGAUGCUGGCAGUAUACCCAAAUCAAAGGUGUAUUCGAAUCUUGAUUUGAUCAAGGCUGAUACACCUCAUACAACCGCCAAAAUUUCCAAAAUGUUGCAUCAGCUGGAAUUUAAACUUCAGGUCGAGAAGCAGUAUAAAGAGGGUAUAGCAAAAAUGUCGACGCUUUAUCAAGCGGACGGUGAUAAAAAGUCCAGAGCUGACGCGGAAGUGAAACGUGUAGAAAGCGACAAGAAAAUCGCAUUGCUGCAGUCUGCCUUGAAGAGAUACAAGACUCUACACAUUCUGGACGAAGCCGAGGAUGAAGAAGAACCUAUAGAUGGACCUCCUAUCGAAGGUGGUCAUAAAGCGAACCUCCGAUCCCGGCCGUUAUCUGGGAAGCUGCAGGUCUCAAUUCGAGCGGCUCGUGAACUCGAGCAUGCACCAGUUGUCACUUCCUGGAAAUCUCGGUCUGCCUCGAAACAAGUGAUUGAGACCUAUGUUUCUCUGAAGGUAGAAGGAACUCAACGUGCUCGUUCCCAUCCUUCACGGACCGAUCGCUGGAACGAAGACUUCGAAGUGGAGGUCGACAAAGCGAACGAAGUAGAGAUCACAAUUUACGAUAAGCAAGUCAGCGAACCAUACCCAGUGCCCAUUGGAAUGCUCUGGAUUAAGUUGAGUGAUCUGGUAGAGGCUCUACGAAGGCAAAAAGUGGAACAAGAAGCCGGACAAGGAGGUUGGGUCACCGCGGACGCAGCUGGUGCUAUGGGCGGAUCUGGAAGUACAUUCGACAACCAACCAUACUCUGGAAGCCAUAGUAGCGGAGGUUCUGGUGACUUUAACAACCCAAUGAACUUCCCCGGAGCGAUGCCGGGAGGAAGGAUGUCGAUAGAGCCGGAAGGAAUCGACGCUUGGUUUGCUGUGGAGCCCGCGGGUGCCAUCCAGCUUCGUCUUAACUUCAUCAAGGAAAAUGUGCGGAAACGCCCUCUCGAUGCGCGUGGACUUGGGCGUCAAGGCGCUGUUCGCCAGCGGAAGGGUGAAGUCCACGAAAUGAACGGCCACAAAUUCGUUCAAAAACAGUUUUAUCAAGUUAUCCUAUGCGCAUUUUGCAGCGAAUUCUUGCUGAAUGCUGCAGGUUAUCAGUGUGAGGACUGUCGAUACACAUGUCAUAAGAAAUGCUACGAGAAGGUCGUGACAAAGUGUAUAUCAAAGUCUACAGGCGAAGACGACGAGGACAAAAUCAAUCAUCGUAUACCGCACAGGUUUGAGACUAUCACGAACAUUGGCGCGAACUGGUGCUGUCACUGUGGAUAUAUGCUUCCACUUGGACGAAAGAACGCGCGUCGUUGCACUGAAUGCGGUAUUACUUGUCACGCAAAUUGCGCACAUCUCGUUCCAGACUUCUGUGGGAUGUCAAUGGAGACAGCAAACCAGUUACUUGCAGAGAUUCAGAAGGUGAAGGCGACUAGGACCGCGGCCGGUCGGCAGGGUCAACGACCCGCGAGAAUUCCCGUACCACAGGUUGAGCAGCCCCAGCCUCAACCGACGCCGCCAGCGAUGUACGGGCAGGAUACACGUCCAUCUAUCGAAGGCUUACGCACGAGUGUGGACAGCAUGCAACUUUCAUCUGCAGAGCAACUGCCGCCCGCCCAGCAACAUCUUCAAGCCCAGAUGCCUCCACAAGUAUAUCCUCUGUCAGCAUCAGGAGCCCCAGCAUAUCCUUAUUCUCCAGGCGAGGCUCCUCAGCCUCCAGGAAGGAUACCCUCUGGUGCUCGGGUACCUGAGCAGCCCAUGCCGUACAGUGAUGUUCAGACCGUAAGAUAUCAGCCCCCUCCAGAUGGAUAUCCAACGACGGGAUUCCCUCAACCAUAUCAGCAGCAGCAAGCGCCAUAUCCCAAACCAUUCCCUCCCGGACCCGUCGGUGGUCAGACUCUUCUCCCUCAACAGCCACCUGAACGCGUGUCAUCCAUUCCUCCUGCUCAGCAACAAAUUUCACACAACGUUGCUCGACCAGCAGCACGAAAGCGGAAAGUAGGAUUGGACGACUUCAAUUUCCUCGCAGUUCUUGGGAAGGGAAACUUCGGCAAGGUCAUGCUUGCUGAGGAAAAAUUGACGAAUAAGCUGUAUGCCGUCAAAGUGUUGAAAAAGGAGUUCAUUAUUGACAAUGAUGAAGUCGAGAGCACUCGGUCAGAGAAGCGUGUAUUCCUAACCGCUGCGCGGGAGCGACACCCAUUCCUUCUUGGUUUACACUCCUGUUUCCAGACUGAGACACGUGUUUACUUCGUUAUGGAAUAUGUGAGUGGAGGCGACCUGAUGUUGCACAUUCAAAGAAAGCAGUUCUCGCUCCGGCAAGCGAAAUUCUAUGCAGCGGAAGUCCUGCUCGCACUGGAAUAUUUCCAUGCAAAUGGCAUCGUCUACCGUGACUUGAAACUUGAUAACAUCCUCCUUACACUUGACGGUCAUAUCAAAGUCGCUGAUUACGGUUUGUGUAAGGAAGAUAUGUGGUUCGGUAGCACUACGAGUACAUUCUGUGGUACUCCUGAGUUCAUGGCUCCUGAGAUUCUACUGGAACAACGUUAUGGCCGAGCAGUAGACUGGUGGGCAUUCGGCGUGCUAAUGUAUGAAAUGUUACUUGGCCAAUCACCUUUCCGAGGGGACGAUGAAGACGAAAUCUUCGACGCGAUUCUGGAAGACGAGCCACUAUACCCAAUAACAAUGCCUCGUGAUGCAGUCUCUAUUUUGCAAAAGCUGUUAACCCGGGAUCCAAACCGACGUCUAGGCUCUGGAGAAAGUGACGCUGCGGAAAUCAAGGCGCAUCCCUUCUUCAAGGAUGUCGAUUGGAUCGGUGUUAUGAAUAAGAAGUUUGAACCACCAUACCGUCCAACUAUUAAAGGAAGCGCAGAUACAAGCAACUUCGAUGAAGAGUUCACGCGCGAGCAGCCAACAUUGACGCCAGUGCACACACAACUGAGUGCACAGGAUCAGGCAGAGUUCUCUGGCUUUUCAUGGGUCGCGUCUUGGGCGGAUCAGUGAAGGUUGGUGUGAUGUGAUGUGAUGUUUAUACCUUGCAGGCGGGUUACUUGUAUCUGGUAUUCAGAGUAAUUUGUGAGACAAUUUCCAAUGAUAUGGUAGUCUGUAUGUUGUUGUAGUUGGCAAAUUCCAUUUUGUACUGUGUACUUGCAAGUUGGUAUAUAAACUAUUAUUUCC